AUGGCUCCAUAUGAGUUGAAGGGAUUAAAGGAGCAAUUGCAGGAUUUGCUUGAUAAGGGAUUUAUUAGACCGAGUAUUUCUCUUUGGGGUGCGCCAAUAUUGUUUGUGAAGAAGAAGCACGGUUCCAAGAGGAUGUGCAUUGAUUAUAGCCAACUGAAUAAGGUUAAUAUCAAGAAUAAAGAGGAGCAUGAGCAGCACUUGCGGAUUGUGCUUCAGACUUUGAGGGAUCAUCAGCUUUAUGACAAGUUUUUGAAAUGUUCGAGGCCUUAUACCAUGUAUUGUGACAUUUUGUGUAUUGGACUUGGCGCGGUAUUAAUGCAGGAUAGUAUGGAGAUUGCUUGUGUGUCUCGUCAGUUGAAGACUCAUGAGAUGAAUUAUCCAGUUCAUGAUUUGGAGUUAGCAGCAAUUGUGCACGUGCUCAAUAUUUGGAGGCACAACAUGUAUGGUGUGUCAUGCGAGGCUUAUACUGAUCACCAUAUUCUUUAG
Nicotiana attenuata is the source of this 486-nucleotide messenger RNA. RefSeq lists its product as uncharacterized. Bases 1 to 486 code for a protein of 161 amino acids. The record is from RefSeq and is a predicted model, not a curated record. The transcript is spliced from 3 exons. Lineage: Eukaryota; Viridiplantae; Streptophyta; Magnoliopsida; Solanales; Solanaceae.